Messenger RNA from Candoia aspera, 2636 nucleotides. It is a transcript of the gene PAQR8, whose product is annotated as progestin and adipoQ receptor family member 8. The coding region runs from base 75 to 1136 and encodes 353 amino acids. Gene Ontology annotation, cellular component: plasma membrane. Gene Ontology annotation, molecular function: steroid binding; nuclear steroid receptor activity. Gene Ontology annotation, biological process: response to steroid hormone. The record is from RefSeq and is a predicted model, not a curated record. Lineage: Eukaryota; Metazoa; Chordata; Lepidosauria; Squamata; Candoiidae. The transcript is spliced from 2 exons.
GCUGAAAUUAGGCAAGUUCUUAUUUUCUAAUACUGUAGCCAGGAAUCUGGAAUGAAGAAAUAUGAAUUAUCUAAAUGAUGACGGCUAUUCUAGAACGGAUCAGCACCUUGUCCAUCAGCGGACAGCAGCUCCGUCGGCUUCCUCAGCUCCUAGAAGAAGGCUUUCCCAAGAUGCCUUGCACUGUUAAAGAAUCUGAUGUGCCCCAACUUUUCAGAGAGCCAUAUAUCCAAGCUGGCUAUCGCCCCACAGGUCAGGAUUGGCGCUACUAUUUCCUCAGCCUGUUCCAAAAACAUAAUGAGGUUGUUAAUGUCUGGACCCACCUUCUGGCUGCUUUGGCAGUGCUGCUGAGGUUUAAUCUUUUUGCCGAAGCAGAGGACCUGUCUCUGGAGAUCCGCUCCUUACCUCUCUUCAUCUUCGUCCUUUCCUCUGUUACAUAUCUAACAUGCAGCCUCUUAGCUCAUCUCUUGCAGUCCAAGUCAGAGAUGUCACACUAUACUUUUUAUUUUGUGGAUUAUGUUGGAGUCAGCAUCUACCAAUAUGGAAGUGCCCUGGCCCAUUUCUAUUACAGCUCCGACCAAGCCUGGUAUGACAAGUUUUGGCUUUUCUUCUUGCCAGCAGCUGCUUUCUGUGGAUGGCUCUCAUGUGCUGGCUGUUGCUACGCUAAGUACCGCUACCGGCGCCCCUAUCCCAUCAUGAGGAAAGUGUGUCAGGUGAUCCCAGCGGGGUUGGCAUUCAUCUUGGACAUCAGUCCCGUGGCCCACCGUGUGAUUAUGUGCCAUCUUGAAGGCUGUGAAGAGUUGGCUGCUUGGUACCACACCUUCCAGAUACUUUUCUUCCUAGUCAGUGCUUAUUUCUUCUCCUGUCCAGUUCCUGAAAAAUAUUUCCCUGGGUCCUGUGAUAUUGUUGGGCAUGCCCACCAAAUUUUCCACACCUUCCUUGCUAUUUGCACACUCUCACAGUUGGAAGCCAUCUUCUUGGAUUACAAGAAUAGGCAAGAUAUCUUACUCAAGCGACAUGGAUCCCUCUCCAUCAUCCUGUCUUGUGGUUCCUUUUUUGGCUUAGUUGCUUGCAGUGCUGUCACUGCACGCCUAUUGCAGCGCAAGAUCAAGGAGGAACUGGCCAUGAAGGCGUCCUGAGAGACUGUCACAGAAACAGGGUUCAGUCCUGAUGUGCUUGAAGAAAAGUAUGAAGAGUGAAGUUUACUCAAGUACUGUAUAUAAGUAAAUUAACCAAGUAGUUUUUCUCCAUAAAUUAUAAUCAAGGAAUUGAUUACAGGCUGGCACUAAUUUAUUAAAUCUGCCUUAUGCCCUAAACGUUUUUACUGAAUGUACCUAUUGCUGGGCAAAGGGCAUUUAGAAUACCUAACUGAAGAGUUUUGAAGGCAGAUUUUUCUAAAUGGUCUUACUCUUACUUAUUUGCAGAAAUUUGUAUUAUGUGAAAGAGGAUACUAAUGACUGACUAGAAGGCUAGAGGAUUACCAUAGACUUGCAUAUUUGUAAAGCUCUUAUCUCAUUGAUAAAUUGGAACUGUGUCUGGGUUAUACUACUUCAGAAUGUAGGCUGGGAUGGAUUCACAUGAGAAGAUAGGAAAAGAUCCCUAAAUAGAGAAAACUCACACAUUGGGACAAAGUCCCUGAUAUACUAGUUUAUGUGCAGGGAUUUUGUUUCAUGUUAAAUUGUAAGACUCUUCACUUGCGGUCUGAAAUGGUACAGACUUCUCAUAGGAAUAUGACCUCAGGGAUGAUUAGAGCAAAGAUUAUGGGGAGGGUUGACAUAGUGAUGAUGAUCUCAAUUGGUCUGUUUCAUUUUAGCUGUGGCCUUGAUACCACUGGCAUCCAUACAGCUGCAGUGGUGCUAAGUCUUCCCCUGAGUUGUCAGCUUCAGAAAUAGGAUGGUGGUAGAAAUAGUAGUCAUAAUCUGGGACUGUAAUCUGUUUUUCACUCAAGCCCAGUUUAGCUGAAGCAGGAAAGUGUAGAACUCUUAAAGGCAGCAGACGUUACUAGCCUCUCCCCUCCAUGAAUUGUUCUGUGAUGUCAGUGAAGAGCUAGUCAUCUUCAAGCCCAGGGCAAGUAGCCCUCCCAUUCUCUCUGUCUACUGUACAUGCCAAGGCUUCUGCAGUGCAAACAGCUGUUCGACUUAUGGAUGACCAUCUCUUCACUGAGGCUAGUAGUGACCAGGCAGGGCAGGAGAUGCUUGCUGCUUUUAAUAGGCCUUCUGCACUUUCUCAAUGAGUCCACAACUUAUUAUGGACCAAGCUGCCUCAGUUCUUAGUGCUUCAGUUUCCUUCAAGAAAGAUGUGCUGUAAGAGUAUCUCCAAAUUCAGAUAAUCACUUUGAAUGCUGGGUAUCUGCCCUACCCUCUUUGCCCUGCCCUGCUCCUGACAUUCCACAAACCCCCACAAAAUCACAUUCCAGAUGAUUUGCAUCUCUCUUAUUCUAAAGGGGUUUCAGAUAGGACUUCAGCUUUCCUGUGUACCUCCUGAAGAGUUCUGGGAUAUCAAAAAGAUGAAGAGGAGUACAAAUAUCAAUGGAAUAAAAGAAAACUUCAGAAAAAUCAAUCAGGAUUUCUCUGGAAAGAAACUGAAGGCUGCUGGUUGAUCUGCUAAGCAAGCUAUUUUCAAGGCUUGGCAUACCACCC